AUGCCACGUGGAAGAGGUGCCUCACGUCGUCGUGGAAAUCUUAGGCAACAGGUUGAUCAUAUGAGAAACCAGACCCGUUCACAUUCUCACCCUAGGCAUGUUCCACCUUCCCAACCAGAACCACAGGACAGGGCAAACUUACAUGACAUGGUCAGCUUACAUCAAGCACAAGAUACCCCCAUGUACCCUCAAGCUGAACCACAACACAUGAAUUUUCAUCAAAUGCCAGUUUCAUUAAAUCAACCACCUGUUUCGACCAUGUCACAGCAAAUUCUACACCAGCAGCAACAAUUUAUUCCUACAAGUACAUUGUAUCCUUUAUCAGGAGCUCAGGCGCAAUACAUGAUGCAGUUUUCUGGUGCCCUGCAACCACAGCCACAUCUACGCAUUGAGCAUCCUCCGGAACAACCGCAGCUUCAACUACCUAUGAAGCAACAACUGCAGCCUCAGCCACGCUUGGAACCUCAGCCAUAA
Molecule: messenger RNA, 474 nt
Organism: Ruditapes philippinarum (Manila clam)
Lineage: Eukaryota; Metazoa; Mollusca; Bivalvia; Venerida; Veneridae
Product: activating signal cointegrator 1 complex subunit 2 homolog
Exons: 1
Coding region: 1-474 (157 amino acids)
Source: RefSeq, a predicted model, not a curated record